CCCAAAAACACCAACAAAUUCUUAAAUCUUAAUGGGUUUAAAUUUCAGGAAUAAGACAAUAAUUUAACUUUAGUUAAUUCCCUCACGUAAAAUUGUUGAAGAUAUACUAAUGUUGACGAAGACCGAAGUUUCAGAAGAACGGAAAAAAAAGAAAAAAAACCCAACUUGGUGGACGAUCCGAAGAUUGCAGGGUUCUGAGAAGCUUCGAAUCUUCAACUGAAUGCUUGUUUUGCGCCUUUUGGAUUUCCAUUAAGCAUUGGGAAUCUCUCUAUUUCUCUCUUGCCUUUGCCAGUUUGCCUCAAGAAAACAAACCAGCACGACUCUUCCAACCAAAAAACGAAAAAUCCUACCUUUAUAUUAUCUAUUUAUCGGCUAAUCCCAAGCAUUCACUUAUUUCUUCAAUAAAUGAAAUGAAACUCUAUUUUUUCCGUUUUUUCUGCUUGUUGUUACUGUUAAUUUUGGGGGUUUUCAGCUCAUUCGGCGAUGGAUUGAACUCUGGGAGUACGGAGAUAGUGCAUUCGAGUUCUCGAUGGGUUGAUUUCAAUGCUCCAACUCGAGCUGGAGCUCGGUCUCUAAAAUCAUUCUCACACGUUGAAGAUUCAACAGAAUUAGUUGCUCUCCUAAACGGUACAAUUUAUUUUGAGGAUACUAUCUCUGGGAGAGUGCUUUGGUCAUUUUCAUCUGGAGCACCAAUACACUCAUCAUAUCAAACUCCAUUUAAUGAAGAUAGUGAUAAUGAAAAUGCAUCUGGACCAAGUACUGGAUUCUUUGUAGAUUAUGGAGAUGACUGGCAACUGUAUGCACAUGCAAAACACACUAGUGGGGUGAGACUUCCAAUUAAUAUUGAAGACUUCAUCCAAAUUACCCCACACAUAUCAGAGGAUGGAACAGUUAUACUUGGAUCUAAGACAACUGCAGUGUUUGUGGUUGAGGCCAAAACUGGAAAACUUAUCCGCACUUAUAAGUCUCUUGCUUCUCCAUCCAUAUUGCAAAGGAAUGAUCAAGGGAGUGCUAUGUAUGAUGACAACAAAAAUAAUGAGAAUUUAGUAACGCCUGGUUCUGCUGCUCAAGUCGUAUACAUCACAAGGACAGAUUAUGCAUUGCAAACUUUUGGUCCAAAUUCAGACACAGUUUCUUGGAAUAUGAAUGCAGCCAUGAUUGAGGCUUCUUUUCUUUGUAAAGAUACAGCAGCUGUACUGAACUCUGCCAAUAAACUUGGUUCUGAAAUUGGAAGUGAUUUUGAUUUGCCUUUCUCAUGUCAGUCUAGAAGAAUGGCGGUUAGAAGGCAGGGUAAGCCACAGUUGUCUUCUCGGGCUUCUCAUGGUGAUGAGAAGCUUCCAUUGCCAGCUCCAAAUGUAAUGCUUCCUUCACAGCCUGGUGUUGACAAGUCAGUGGAGGAUUAUCAAGAAAGAAGGAUACUUUCGGGGUCUGCUCCAAAUUCGAUGCUCCCCUUGGAAUCUAAAGUCAGAAAACUGUCAAGUUUUCAGCCCAAUGGUGAUAGUGAAAGAAUGCUUGCUGUGCCUUAUGAUUCUGGAGCAGUUGAUGUGCGUGAUACAAGAUUCCAUUAUGAAGAAUUGAUAAGCAUCAUCAUUAAACUGUCAAGAAAACUAUCAUUCAUUUUUUUUAUAGCCAUCAUUUUGUUGUGCUUUAUCUUCUAUCCCCACAAUCUAGUGGAUAAAGAAAAGGUUGUUGCAGAAGGGCUGUCAACUAGUAGUAGUUUAAAAGCUUCAUCUACCAAAAAGAAGAAAAACAGGAAGUCAGGAAAAAAAGAUGGCUAUGUUGAGGCAAAGGAUUCAGAUGUGUCAUGUGAAAAUGGGGAUGGAUCUGAACUUGGUGAUGGCAAUGACAAAACAGUGUUGGACCUUAAUAAACUUGUUGAUGGUGGUGUUGAUGGACGUAGAAUUGGUAAAUUAUUUGCAUCAAAUUCAGAAAUUGCUAAGGGAAGCAAUGGUACCAUUGUCCUUGAAGGUAUAUAUGAAGGUCGAUCUGUUGCAGUGAAACGUUUGGUUCAAGCUCAUCAUGAUGUGGCUUUCAAAGAAAUUCAGAAUCUUAUUGCAUCAGACAGGCAUCCAAAUAUCGUUCGAUGGUAUGGGGUGGAGUAUGAUAAAGAUUUUGUCUACCUUGCUUUGGAGCGUUGUACAUGCAGUUUAGAUGAUUUGGUUCAGAUACACUGUGAUUCCUCAUUAAACCGAAUCUUCAGUGAGAACCAAGCUACUACAGCUGCAAUUGAGUAUAAACAUCGGUUGGAUAAAGUGAAAGUUACAGUACAAGACUUUAAUUUGUGGAAGUCAAACGGUUAUCCAUCAUCUCUUCUAUUAGCAUUGAUGAGGGAUGUGGUUUCUGGGGUUGUACAUUUGCACGAACUGGGUAUAAUUCAUCGAGACUUGAAGCCGCAAAAUGUAUUAAUACUCAAGGAAAGAUCUUUAUGUGCAAAGCUUUCUGAUAUGGGAAUUAGCAAGCGCCUCCUUGGGGACAUGUCUUCAUUGGGUUAUCAUGCAACCGGUUGUGGCAGUUCUGGUUGGCAAGCACCAGAGCAGCUUCUUAAUGGACGCCAAACACGUGGAGUUGAUUUGUUUAGUUUAGGUUGUGUCCUCUUUUUCUGCAUUACUGGUGGCAGACAUCCCUUUGGUGAUCGUCUUGAACGUGAUAUCAAUAUUGUCAAGAACAAAAAGGAUCUAUCUUUAGUAGAAUAUAUUCCUGAAGCUGAGGAUCUUAUUUCCCGACUAUUAAACCCUGACCCUGAAUUGAGGCCAAAGGCAUUGGAAGUGUUGCACCACCCAAUGUUUUGGAGUUCUGAGAAGAGAUUGUCAUUCCUUCGUGAUGUUAGUGACCGCGUAGAAUUGGAAGACAGGGAAUAUGUUUCUGAUCUCUUGAAAGCAUUAGAGAGUACCGCACCAACUGCACUUGGUGGAAAAUGGGAUGAAAAGAUGGAACCUGCCUUUAUCACUAACAUUGGUCAUUACAGGCGUUACAAGUUCAACAGUGUCCGGGACUUGCUGCGCGUCUUGCGAAACAAGUUGAAUCAUUAUAGAGAACUUCCCAAGGAAAUUCAGGAGCUUGUUGGACCAGUUCCAGAAGGAUAUGAUGGCUAUUUUGCUAGUCGAUUUCCAAAGCUGUUGAUGGAAGUGUACAGAGUUGUGUACAGAUUCUGCGGGGAAGAAGAUUGCUUUCAGAAGUACUUUACAAGCAGUGUUUGAAAUCUUUUAGCCCCUUCUGACUCCUGUGAUUGUGAUGGAUGACAUUGGGGCUAUGUAUAUAUAAUUGUAAAUACAGCAAUAAUCUUAGUGUAUAUUUCUCUGUUUAUUAAUUAAUAUAAUUAUUCUCUUUUACUUGUUA
Messenger RNA from Jatropha curcas, 3336 nucleotides. RefSeq names its product Endoribonuclease/protein kinase IRE1-like protein (gene IRE1A). The record is from RefSeq and is a predicted model, not a curated record. Gene Ontology annotation, biological process: IRE1-mediated unfolded protein response; mRNA processing; protein phosphorylation. Gene Ontology annotation, molecular function: RNA endonuclease activity; ATP binding; protein serine/threonine kinase activity. Lineage: Eukaryota; Viridiplantae; Streptophyta; Magnoliopsida; Malpighiales; Euphorbiaceae. Gene Ontology annotation, cellular component: IRE1-TRAF2-ASK1 complex.